This is a messenger RNA of Sinocyclocheilus grahami, 1225 nucleotides long. Its product is annotated as gastrula zinc finger protein XlCGF8.2DB-like. Gene Ontology annotation, molecular function: RNA polymerase II cis-regulatory region sequence-specific DNA binding; DNA-binding transcription factor activity, RNA polymerase II-specific. The record is from RefSeq and is a predicted model, not a curated record. Gene Ontology annotation, biological process: regulation of transcription by RNA polymerase II. The coding region runs from base 2 to 919 and encodes 305 amino acids. NCBI's taxonomy places the organism in Eukaryota, Metazoa, Chordata, Actinopteri, Cypriniformes, Cyprinidae. The transcript has a single exon.
GAUGACACUGAAAGAGGAGAGUCAAGAAUUCAGUAAAAAGGAAGAUAAUGUUCAGCAUGAGAAAUAUGGUUUCAUGACUGGAGAAAAAACAUUUAGUUGCUCAAAUACUGAAAAGACACAAAAAAGAGCUCAAAAUACAGCAAAUAGACGUUAUUUCACCUGCCAACAGUGCGGGAAAAGUUUCACCAGAAAAGGAAGCCUUGAAGUCCACAUGAGAAUUCACAGUGGAGACAUGCCUUACACCGGCAAACUGUGUAGAAAGAGCUUCAUUCGAAAAGCAAACCUUAAAUACCCUGUGAGAGUUCACACUGGAGAAAAACCUUUUGUCUGUCAACAGUGUGGAAUGAGUUUUACUGAAAUAGGGAACCUUAAUCUUCACAUGAGAAUUCACACUGGAGAGAAGCCUUUCACCUGCCAACAGUGUGGAAAGAGCUUCAUUCGAAAAUCUAAUCUUAAAAACCACAUCAGAAUUCACAGUGGAGAGAAACCUUACACAUGUUCUCAAUGUGGAAAAAGUUUUACACACAAACAACACCUUGAUGGCCACAUGAGAAUUCAUACUGGAGAGAAACCUUUCAUCUGCCAACAGUGUGGAAAGAGGUUCGCUCAAAAAGGAAACCUUAAAGGCCACAUGAGAACUCAUACUGGAGAGAAGCCUUACACCUGCAAACAGUGUGGAAAGAGCUUCAUUCGAAAAGCAAACCUUAAAAACCACUUGAGAAUUCAUACUGGAGAGAAGCCUUACACAUGCUCUCAAUGUGGAAAAAGUUUUACACAUAAACAAAACCUUGAUGGCCACAUGAAAAUUCAUACUGGAGAGAAACCUUUCACCUGCCAGUGUGGAAAGAGCUUCAUUAAAAAAGGAAACCUUCAGAAGCACAUGAAGGUUCACACUGGAGAGAAGCCGUUUACAUUGUGAUUAGUUUCGGAUGUAAAGUAGCUCCAGUGUGAUUGCUUUUACUAGCAGCAAUAUCCUUGCCUGUGAAUUCCUUUUUUGUGCAAAGCAAUGAUGAGUGUGCGUGUUUCCUUGCAGGUAACCAUGGUUAACAGAAGUAGAACAAUGAUUUCAAGCACCACCUUCCUUUUAAAGCUUUCAGUUUGUUAUUGUAACUCGAUCAGCAUGACAAUAGCUGUGUGCCAAAGAGAAGGUUGCGCACUCCGAAAGCCACAUUUGAAGUGCGAUUGCGUCACUAUGAAGGCUGUCCCAAUUCACGAUUCACCCUCC